AUGAACGCAUACUCACCGGAAAUAGACUACUCUGUAGGUUUCUGUUGCGGUCCGGUAUCCGGAAGUUGUAUUAUCUGUGUGUUUCAGCAUGGCGGCUGUGGACAUAAGAGAUAAUUUGCUGGGCAUCUCCUGGGUGGACAGCGCCUGGAUCCCCAUACUGAACAAUGUCACUGUCUUGGAUUACUUCUCCGAAAGAAGCAACCCCUUCUAUGACCGGACGUGUAACAAUGAGGUGGUGAAGAUGCAGAGGCUGACCCUGGACCAUCUGAAUCAGAUGACUGGUGUGGAAUAUAUUUUGUUACACGCACAAGAGCCUAUAUUGUUCAUCAUCAGAAAACAACAGAGGCAGUCUCCCACACAGGCUAUACCGCUGGCUGAUUAUUACAUCAUCGCAGGAGUAAUCUACCAGGCUCCAGAUUUGGGAUCUGUUAUCAAUUCCAGAUUGCUGACUGCAGUUCAUGGGAUCCAGUCUGCAUUUGAUGAAGCCAUGUCUUACUGCCGCUACCAUCCUUCUAAAGGCUACUGGUGGCAUUUCAAAGACCAGGAAGAGCGAGACAAGACCAAACCAAAAGCUAAAAAGAAAGAAGAAGCCAGCUCCUUCUUCCAGAGACAGAGGGUAGAUGCAUUGUUACUGGAACUCAGGCAAAAGUUUCCACCAAAGGUUGUCCAGCAAAAACCUGGCGAGAAACCAGUCCCAGUUGAACAGAUAAAGAAAGAACAAGAGCCACCAGCUGAGGUUGUGGUAAAACAAGAAGAAAAAGAACCGGUUAAGCCUUCUCAAGGAACUACCCCCAAAGGUCCACCGGAGAAGAGAAUGAGGUUACAAUAGAAGCUGACUUCAGACUUCUUAAAGAACUCCCCUUAUAUAUAGGUUGUCUUCAUGGGCAUAUGAAGCAUAUUUUGAAGGGCCGCAAAGGAGUUCUGAAGAAACUAGCUGAUGAUAUAUCACAAAUAACCACGUCCAGUGACUUAUGGACUGACCGCACUCUGUCAAGGAGGACAUUUUUUUCAUAUCCUGUGGGAUCAGCUGCGGCAGAAUGCGAGAAGAAAAAAAAAAUGUAAAUAGAUGUGUAUAUUGUCAGUGUUACUUAUGGAUAAAUGUCUUCUCUGCAUCUUUUUUUAAGAGGGCGAGGGGGCAGAGUUCAUCAAGUGGGUUUUGUUUUUGUAUGUGGCAAACUAUAAACAAGUCAUUUAUAACUUUAUACGUUGCUUAAUAAUACCAUAGUAAAGUUAUUUUAUUUUGUGGCA
Messenger RNA from Rana temporaria (common frog), 1248 nucleotides. RefSeq names its product mediator complex subunit 6 (gene MED6). Bases 89 to 829 code for a protein of 246 amino acids. NCBI's taxonomy places the organism in Eukaryota, Metazoa, Chordata, Amphibia, Anura, Ranidae. Gene Ontology annotation, cellular component: core mediator complex; mediator complex. The transcript has 8 exons. Gene Ontology annotation, biological process: regulation of transcription by RNA polymerase II. Gene Ontology annotation, molecular function: transcription coactivator activity. The record is from RefSeq and is a predicted model, not a curated record.